AUGUUUAAGGCUGCAUUCCCUUCUAUUCUGUGUCUCCCGCUUAUUGUAGACGUACCCUGCAAAGUUCAGCCUGAGAGCUGUGAGUCCAAGGAGCCGAAACCAGAAGCUGUUUCUCUCAAUCAUGAGACAAGAGAGCAAACCACUGACCAACUCGAGCAGAAACAAUUGAACAAAGAACCAAAUGCCAAGUCUGCAACAGACAGCAAACUUCCACUCAAACCUAAGAGUAGAACAACUGGUCACAAACGCAGGGCAAAAAAUCAUCAUGUUUCUAUUUUCAGGACGGAGAACAAAGCUCCUCAAAACAGAAAGGUCACUGACUAUUUUCCCAUCAGACGGAGUAACAGAAAAACUAAAACCGAGCUGAAGGUAUGA
Menidia menidia (Atlantic silverside) is the source of this 375-nucleotide messenger RNA. The record is from the annotation of a GenBank genome assembly. NCBI's taxonomy places the organism in Eukaryota, Metazoa, Chordata, Actinopteri, Atheriniformes, Atherinopsidae.